AUAUUUGUCUUUGUGAUUUUGUAAUUUAGAGGAAGAGAUGAAGAUGUCGGUAUCUUAUGACGAGUACGAUAAGGCCCUUGUGGAACAGUGUGCAUUUAACAUCGCUGCCAUGGCAACAGUGGUGGAAACGAAUUUCGAUUACUACGCUCAGGAUGACUUUAGAGUUCGAAAACCAGACAUUUUGAUAGAGACUGAGGGAGACUUUGUUGAAGGUCAGGAGUUUACUGUCCAGGCUCGCCUGAAAAACCCUCUUCCCAAACCUUUAACUAAACCUAUGUUUGUUCUUGAAGGUCCAGGACUUAGCCAGCCAAUCAAAAUGCCACUAAAAGGAAAUGUUCUACCCGAGGCAGAGACUCAAGUAAGCUGUAAGCUAACACCAAAAACAUCUGGGGAGAAAACCAUCGUGGCUAAGUUCCAGUCCAGAGAGUUGGAGGACGUGGAUGGAUUCAAAGUCAUCCAUGUUAGACCCAAGACGGAUUCGACUAAUAAACCAGAAAGCAAUAACUGAAAUGUGGCCUUUGAACGACGUCGAUGAUAAUUGUUUGGCAGGAUAGCAUUCACACAUUACUGGUACCCUUGGUGGACUCUUUUUAACAUGCUCGACCACAUACACAUUUAUUAAGCUUUACCCACAUUUCAACUAUAGGACGUUCAGUUGGAAGGGAAGGUCUUUUUGUUUAUUAUUAUUAUUAAUUAUAACGACCAAGAUAUGCAAUGCACUGCCAAGCAGCGAGUUUUGUUUGUUUUUUACAAGAGCUUCGCUGACGAUCCUCUUAACAGUCAAAAUUUAAUAAACAAAAAUAAUACCAAAGCAUUUCGAAUUUAAAACCACCCAUUGAAUCUAAAGCAUUAAAUAACCACGAAGGUGUAAUUGUAGUUUUUUGUAUGUCAACCAUUAAACAGGCCUUGAACCUUCAUUAGGUGUUCAAGAAAAAGUUUUGUUACACAUUUCUUAACAAUGGGAGGGUUAUUCACUUCGUAUUUCAUAUAGAUGUCGUUGUACGUGUUUACUGACCAAGGUGAUGGAAAUUAAAAUAUAAAAUAAAAUAACGAGCGUUUAAGCUAAAAAGCUACACUGUUAAAAUAAAUGCCUUGAUGUGAAAGAUUGCUUUGUAAUAUUCUAUAUUUUUAGCUCGAAAAUAUUUGCAUGUCUAAUUGUGUUUGAACUAGCUUAAAAAUAAUUGUGCAGGACUAGAGUCCGUCUUUGUGAAGUAAAUGAGGUUAUUGGAAUAAUAAAAUUGAAAUAUCGGUGUUCUUAUUAAAAUAUUUACAAGGAAAUUCGAACAGUGGAACUACUUAGGUAAUGUCGUUUCUAUAACUUAUAUUAUGUCAGCUAAAAUUGCUUCUUAAAACUAUUGACUUUAAAGUAAUAACUUUAAGUGGUUUGAAAUAGGAACUUUUAUCUGAGCGUCUAUGGUUGCGAUUUGAUUCUGUACGAGUGUCCUUGCUAUUUAAAAGAUCAUAUUUUUGUAACGCAAAUAACGUAAUCUUCAUUACGUAGAUCAUUUGCAUGGAUAUAAAAUAAACUACAGAUGGCAUUACUUUGUGAGGUUGGAAAUUAAAAUGUUCGUGUUUUUCUUGUGUUCAGGUUGAUAAGUGGUUUAAUAAGGUAGACAAAUUCAUAUUGUUUGCCUGAUGGUUGUUUUUAUUGUUUGUACUUCUUUAUUUGGUUCUUCUGAAACGUUGCUGAAGAGCUAAAAACUUAAAAAUAAAUACUGUCAUAUUGUUGAAACAAUGUUUCGUUCUUUGCACUUUUUUUUUCUAUAACACUGUCAAUGAAUUAAAAGUUUAAAAUGUAAAUGACGCCAUAUUAUUUAAACAUAGUAAGUGUUGUAUUAGUCGACAAUCCAUAUGUUUCAAAUAUAACUGUUUGUACUUUCUUACCUGUUUUUUUUUUUUAAUGUUGAUGAGCUCUAAUUUUGUUGCUAACUCUGUUGCUUAAAUGUUUUGAUUCAAUAAACUUGAUAUUUUGUUGGUAUGAAGCACCGAUUUAGGUAAAGUUAAUUUGGAAAUGAGCGAUGCCCGAACAAUUUGAGAAUUCUUUAACAAAUUAGCUAGUAUUUAGACAGUCUUUCAUGUUCCCUCGUGUGAAGAUGUACUUGAUAGAUAAAAAUAAAAGCAAAACAAAAAAGCAUUUCACGGUCAUUAGAUAUACUUUACAAUUUAUCUAGAGAAAAAGAAAAAAGAAAUCGUUUGAUUAGUAAUUUACCCAUGGAAAUUCACAUGCAACUGUGGCAACGCGAAAAAAAAAAUGCAUAUUCUGUUCUGAACGAUAUUCGUGUCAGUUUUUCAAGUAAAUCCAUGAAGUCACUCGUAAAAACUGCCAAGCCGCUCUGAUUCCCCACUUAGAGGUUCGAUGUGGAAAUAUCAAAAAUCCAAACAUUGAUACAUAUAUUUCACGAUCCAUCCUCUGACGUUCAUGUCAAUUUUCAUGUAAAUCCGUUGGUUCCAGCCCUGAGAGCCCUAGAUCACCUUGGCCCUUAUAUAUGAGCUUACAGUUAAUCACUUCCAAAGUCUGAAUGUAGAUUAUUGCUUUGAACGGCUUCCUGCAUGUUAAUAUUAAUUUUCAAAUAAAUGAGAUCAUUCGAACUUGAGAACCUGGCGUCCAUUUUGGAGCUUCUUUUUUUUUUCUUCGCUUUGUUAGAAAUUGUCAAAUGAGUUCCAUAAUCAAGUCAACGUAGAUAAAAACUUAGAUACAACUGAAAAAUGCUGUAUAUACUAAAAAAAAAAAAGAUAUAAUGCAAGCUCUUUGGAAAGUGAACUCGUAAACAAACAUGAGUGGCAAAAGUAUAUUCAAAGUGCAGAAAAAUAGAAAAAAUGGCAUUGAAACUUUAUGAUGUUACUUCAAUCGUAAUUAAAACAAGAGAUUUUGCAUUUUUAUUAAAGGUAUGGAAAAUUGAAAACGUUUUUAUUCCGAGUUUGCUUGUAAAGAAGUAUUUUGAACUUUUUUUUGUGUUACAUUUGCAUCGAAAGGCAACUAUUUAGGUGAAAAUUAUUUUUGCCUAAUUUUUGUGCCAAACUGUUCAAUAAAAGACUCGUUUUCUGUUUUAA
Messenger RNA from Limulus polyphemus (Atlantic horseshoe crab), 3051 nucleotides. RefSeq names its product annulin-like. The coding region runs from base 38 to 508 and encodes 156 amino acids. Gene Ontology annotation, molecular function: protein-glutamine gamma-glutamyltransferase activity. Gene Ontology annotation, biological process: peptide cross-linking. Lineage: Eukaryota; Metazoa; Arthropoda; Merostomata; Xiphosura; Limulidae. The transcript has 3 exons. The record is from RefSeq and is a predicted model, not a curated record.